AUGCCUCCUAGAAUAAGUCGGAGGGCGGUCGCCGUCGAACAAGACGCCCCCACGCCUACCCAGACGCAGCGCAGACGCCAGGCGGAGACACCAGAUGAAGAUGGCGACGUGGAUAUGGAAGAGUCACAGAAGAGCGGCAGUGGCAGUCUUGAGCAGUUAUCGAAAAGCUUAGUUCGAUAUGCGCUGUCCUGCGAGUUUGCACGGAAGCCCAUCAAGCGGCAAGAUGUCAAUGAAAAAGUACUUGGAUCGCAUGCACGGCUCUUCAAGUCAGUAUUCGCGCAAGCCAACAGCGAGCUCAUGGAUGUCUUUGGCAUGACUAUGGCUGAGCUGCCGAAGGGCGAGAAGGUGACAACGCGACAGAAGCGCGCUGCCGCCGGAUCUGAAUCGCAGAGCAAAGCCAGCAACAUGUGGGUGCUUCAGACCAUCCUUCCUGAGCAGUAUCGGAUGCCCGAAGUCAUUGGCCCGUCACGGGGUCUGGCCAAGUCCGAGGAUGACAGACCGGCCGCCUACGUCGGUCUGUACACCAUGGUGAUCGCCCUCGUGACCAUCGCUGGUGGCCGGCUGCCUGAAGGCAAGCUCGACCGUGCACUCAAGCGCAUGAACGCUGAGCAGACCACGCCUAUCGACACCACAGACAAGACGCUUGCUCUCAUGAUCAAGGACGGGUACAUUGUGAAGGUCAGAGACACGGCGGCCGGCGAAGAGACAACUGACUACAUUGUGGGCCCGCGUGGCAAAGUCGAGGUAGGGCGGGAGGGGUUCGCGGAACUCAUCAGGACGAUCUAUGGAAACAGCGAAGAGGAUGCGGAGGAGCUCGAGCAGAAGAUCAAGCGGACAUUGGACGUGGCCGGUGCAACGAGCGGUGUUGCGCCUGCGGGUGACGCUCCCGCACCGCAAGCUGCAGGGCGAAAGCGAGGACGGCCGCGAGGAGAGGAUGACGAAGAUGAUGAGUGAUUCGCUAUGAUACCCCGAGACAAUGCCGCGACUACGAUUUCAAGCAGAAUACUAUCAUGAUGCAGUGUUCUAUCAUGAUGCAGUGUUGGUGUGAUGGGUACGGUGAGGCGCCGGUGAGAGUGGAGAUUCGGCAGCGAGCCGCGAGGAUUCGAGGGGGUUGCAUCAUCGUUCUGCAACCACGGGGGAUCGUCGUGGGUGUUCGCAGAGACAGAGCGACUGCUUGCGCGCGGUGGAAGCGCAUGGGUAGAGUAUAAGCGGCGCCUCUUGUGCACAGGCAGCGUGCAUUUAUUUGUCAGCGCGACCCAUGGGCAUGCAUGGACGAAGAGGAGAGCAGAGCAGGCUCCUUGUCUGCGCGAAGUAACCCGCCCCUCACAGUGCAGGUGCGCCAAGUAGUAGCGAGC
This is a messenger RNA of Macroventuria anomochaeta, 1355 nucleotides long. RefSeq names its product MAGE-domain-containing protein. Lineage: Eukaryota; Fungi; Ascomycota; Dothideomycetes; Pleosporales; Didymellaceae. Gene Ontology annotation, cellular component: nucleus. The record is from RefSeq and is a predicted model, not a curated record. The transcript is spliced from 4 exons. Gene Ontology annotation, biological process: DNA repair. The coding region runs from base 1 to 954 and encodes 317 amino acids.